AUGGAGCGUUGGAUGGAGAACCCACCAGAGUCUUAUCUCUCCACAGUCCCCGUGUGGAUCAGAAUAAGCAAUAUCUCACCGAAGUUCCUUUCAACUAAGACUAUUGAGGCCAUCGCUGGUAGAAUAGGCCAAGUUAAGGAGAUAGCUUUUGACCAAGAGAGAUCUCAAUACAAUGCUUUCGUACGAGCAAAGGUAAUUUUUGAUGUUGCCAACCCCCUGGUUAAAUCCAAAUCUGUCCAACUUCCUAAGGGUGUUUUAGCUACGGUUGGUAUUGAAUAUGAGCGGGUUCGGAAAAGUUGUUUCCACUGUUUACGCCUCACACAUGAAAAGCAUCUUUGCCCUUACCUCCGGAAGGAUACCUUGGAGCAAAACUCGAAUGCUACUCAAGCUACUUUCCCUGAAGUGGGGAGCCGAAGUUCUACACGAGAUCACCGGUUUCCAGAGGAUCUGGCAGGAGCAGUAAUCCCUCUCCUCUCUCAGCCAGCACCCCAAGGUUUCUCUCAGAAAUCAAACGUUGUGGCUCCAGAUGUUUUAUCAAAGAUGAAAAAAUACUUGUACUCGGGUGAUCCAGGCCUCAUGAGCCAGCGUGAGCAGGUCUUGCGCAUGACUCUGGAGUCUAUUGCUAAGGACACAAGAGCUCAAAAUUCACUGCUACGGCUUGAGCCUCCCCUUGUGCUCACUCACAGUCUGCAUAAAGAGCAACGUCCAGUUUUUGAGUUUCUUCAGAAUGAUAGGGCUAACCUGAUUACUGAUAACCAUGAUGUCAACAACCUUAAUACACCAAAUGCGGCAAGCGGAGAUCAUGAGAAAUACUUGCAGAGUCGUAUGGAGGAGGAGCCUAGAUUGAAGCAUGAUGUACUGCCUAGGCAAGGUAUCUGUGAACUGGAAGCAGCGGCUGCGGAUGGUUUCAGUAUAGGGGUUACAGAUACCGUUGGGGAUAAUGUGACACCGAGAAGGAAUCAGGGCCAGAGAAGUUUGGAUCCUGGAGUAGGAAAGCCAACACUACCAACAACGGAAAUCAGAAAGCACAUGGUUUGGUUUUGGAGGCAACGGAAGGAGAGCUACAUAGGAAUGCAAUGUCUAAAAGAAAAGCAGAGGGUGAACAUGAGGUUCUCCCCAAGCUAA
Messenger RNA from Camelina sativa (false flax), 1125 nucleotides. NCBI's taxonomy places the organism in Eukaryota, Viridiplantae, Streptophyta, Magnoliopsida, Brassicales, Brassicaceae. The record is from RefSeq and is a predicted model, not a curated record.